CUACUGUCACCUUUUACUUUAAAUUCUUCCCAUCUACUCUCACCUCUAUUUCAUUAACAGCACUGCUAAAUCCUCUCCCUCUCCAAGAAAAAGAAAGAAAGAAAAAUGGGGUUUUCAAGAAGUGUUUGGGGUGUGUUUGUUGCUGCGGCUGUGUUUGCAUAUGAGGCGGCUAAAGGGGAGCCGAUGGUGCCAUCACUCUGCAUCUUUGGAGACUCUGUGGUGGAUUCGGGAAACAACAACAACUUGAACACUGUGAUUAAGGCUAACUUCCCACCUUAUGGAAGAGACUUUGUCAAUCACCAGCCCACUGGAAGGUUCUGCAAUGGAAAACUGGCCACAGAUUUCACUGCUGAGAACCUUGGGUUCACCUCAUACCCUCCAGCUUACCUAAGCCAAGAGGCCAAUGGGAAAAGCAUUCUUGCUGGUGCCAACUUUGCUUCUGCAGCUUCUGGUUACUAUGACAGCACUGCUCAGCUAUAUCGUGCCAUUACACUGCAACAACAGCUAGGAUAUUACAAGGAGUGGCAAAGCAAAGUUGCGAGUUUGGCAGGGAAAGCUAAGGCCAACAACAUAAUUUCAGGUGGAAUCCACCUUGUGAGUGCAGGGACAAGUGAUUUCAUCCAGAAUUACUAUGUUAAUCCCAUGGUUUGCAGAGCUUACACUCCCGAUCAGUUCUCUGAUCUCCUCAUGCAGUCAUACACUACCUUCAUUCAGAAUCUGUAUGAGUUGGGGGCGAGGAGGAUAGGAGUGACCAAUCUACCACCAACUGGCUGCUUGCCUGCUUCGAUCACGAUGUAUGGUGGAGGAAACAACCAGUGUGUUGAAAGGAUGAACCAAGAUGCCAUUUCCUACAACAAGAAGCUUAGCAGCACAUCACAAAGCCUAAAGAGCAAGCUCCCAGGCCUCAAACUAGUAGUGUUUGACAUCUACCAGCCUCUGCUAGACCUCAUCACAAAGCCCUCUGAAAAUGGGUUCUUUGAAUCGAGGAGGGCCUGCUGCGGGACAGGGACACUGGAAACAUCAUACCUCUGCAACGAAAGCUCAAUAGGGACAUGUUCGAAUGCCACAGAAUAUGUGUUCUGGGAUGGAUUCCAUCCAUCUCAAGCUGCUAAUGAUAAGUUGGCUCAGAGUCUGCUGGUUCAAGGAUUUGAUCUCAUCUGAUCAUCGUGAUCGACUUAAUUAAUGCAUGCCCACACUGCAUCUACAUGCAGAUUAACUCAUCACUGUUGCCUUGUUGAUUAUUCCUUACAUUUGUAUGGUUUGUCUCAUGUCUGAAUUGAACAUGAUGCGUUAUCAUUAUGUUA
This is a messenger RNA of Ipomoea nil (Japanese morning glory), 1304 nucleotides long. RefSeq names its product GDSL esterase/lipase At5g03820-like. The record is from RefSeq and is a predicted model, not a curated record. Lineage: Eukaryota; Viridiplantae; Streptophyta; Magnoliopsida; Solanales; Convolvulaceae. Gene Ontology annotation, molecular function: hydrolase activity, acting on ester bonds. The coding region runs from base 106 to 1161 and encodes 351 amino acids. The transcript has 5 exons.